Messenger RNA from Arachis ipaensis, 1373 nucleotides. Lineage: Eukaryota; Viridiplantae; Streptophyta; Magnoliopsida; Fabales; Fabaceae. The record is from RefSeq and is a predicted model, not a curated record.
AACCCAAACUAAACAGCAAUGAAUUUUCUACUAAAACAAUCGGCUUAUUAUUAUGAGCCAAAUCCAACUCUUUACUUAACAAUUUUAGGGUUCAUAAGCAUCUUUCUAUUGCUUAAGCUCACAAGAAGAAAUUACAAGCCAAAUAAUAAUAAAAAUCUUCCACCAUCACCACCAAAGCUACCUUUCAUUGGAAACCUUCAUCAAUUUGGAACACUGCCACACCGAUCCUUCCAUGAACUCUCAAAGAAGCAUGGCCCUCUCAUGUUCCUUCAAUUGGGACAAACACCAGCCAUUGUGGUUUCUUCGGUCGAGGUGGCCGAAGAAAUCAUCAAGAAACAUGAUGUUGCUUUCUCCAACAAGCCCCAAACAACAUCUGGAAAAAUCAUUCUCUAUGGAUGCUCUGACGUUGUUUUCGCACCCUAUGGUGAAGAGUGGAGACAGAAAAGAAAGAUUUGUGUUCUCGAACUUUUAAGCCUCAAAAGAGUGAAGUCUUUCAAAUACAUUCGUGAAGAAGAGGUUAUGGAAUUGGUUGGCCACUUUUCAUGCAUUAGAUUGUUUCUAUGAUAAGGUACUUGAAGAACAUAGGAGAAUGAUUAAGAAAGGAAAUGAUGAUGAUAAGAAAGACUUUGUUGAUUUACUGCUUCAAGUUCAAGAGGAUGGUGUUCAUCAUGACUUUCACCUCUCCAAUGAUAAUCUCAAAGCAAUCCUAAUGGACGUAUUUGCGGGAGGUGGUGACACUACUUCAACACUUUUGGAGUGGACAUUUGCAGAACUGAUUAAGAAUCCAAAGAUCAUGAAGAAAGUUCAAGAAGAAGUAAGAAAUGUUGUUGGGUAUAAACAAAAAAUAGAUGAAAAUGAUGUGAAUAAAAUGGAAUACAUGAAAUGUGUCAUGAAAGAAAUUCUAAGAUUGCAUCCACCUGCUCCUUUAUUAAUACCCCGUGAAACCCUAAGUGAUGUGAAGCUAAAAGGUUAUGAUAUUCCAUCAAAGACAAAGGUAUAUUUGAAUGCAUGGACAAUUCAAAGGGACCCCGAAAUUUGGAACAACCCUGAAGAGUUCAUUCCUGAGAGAUUUGAGAAAAGUCAAAUUGAUUUUAUGGGUCAACAUUUGGAACUUAUACCCUUUGGUUUCGGAAGAAGGGGUUGUGCUGGAAUUUCAUUUGCAAUUGCUUCCACUGAACAUAUUCUUGCUAAUCUUCUAUAUUGGUUUGAUUGGAAGCUGCCCAAUAAUAAUGAUGAUGAUGAUGUUGGUGUCACUAAAAUGCAACACAUUGAUAUGUGUGAGAUUUAUGGGCUCACUGUUUGCAAGAAAGUACCAUUGCAUCUUCAGCCUAAACUAUACAAUCAUAUGGGGAAGUAAUUAUCUUAUCUUAAUU